UGCCCGGCGAGUUAAAACAGGCAUCAGAUUUACUCCAAGCGUGUCUCUUUCUCUUAUCUCUGGGGAUUUCGGCGAGGAGGAUUCCAAGGGAUCCAGGAGCGCCCGCACGGCCUGUGCCGAUCAGCCGCGAUGAACUGCGAGACCUGCCAUCUCAAUGAACUGGAGCUGGAGACUACGGAGAUCAAAGAUGUUCUGCGAUGCAUUCUGCAUACAAUCUUCUUCCAUCGAACUCUUACUCUUGUUCGGCCCAAAGAUGUUGACUGUGACCUCUUUGAGAUCACCUAUGUGCAAUGUGGACUCGCAGAAUUAGAAAAGGAGGUCGAUGAAAAGAUCAACCAGUUCAUUGCUUGGGCAGAAAAGCAUCCGAAUCGCAAAAGCCAGGUGUGCCUCUCCUUCUUCGAUGAAAAGAACAAGCACCCAGGCUGGUUCAGCAACAAGACUGAGAGGAUUUACUGGGAACAAUGGUUUAUCAAUUUACAUGUCACAAGCCCAAAAGGACAAGGAAAAUCACGUGGCUCCAAAGGGCCAACAAAUUCUAAAGGACAAGCAUUAGAAGAGGCCAGCUCAAGCUCAAGACGUGAUGCACUGGGCUUGCUGAUCCAAGAGGUCCUGUUCCAGAUCAUAAACUACGCCAAUGAGAAAAAAGACCAUAUUCCUCCGAUCUCUGACAGGAUAUUCAAUCACGAGAUUUUAAUCCCCAGGUGACACCUUUUCCUUGGACGUGUGUUGACAGCUCUUCUGAUUCCGUCUUUGGGUGGAACGCCGACGUUCUUCGGAGAGCGCUGAGUAGUGGACAUUCGUACUCACUGAACUGAAGGUCUUUAUAGGAAUCUGCACAAAACGGAUGGAGAUGUCGAUGUGGGCGUGCUUGGUUGUGUUGAAGAGGCCAUUCCGUCAGAACUGAUUCAUGAAAGCCAGUGUUGUGUACAGAAUAAUAGUGUAGACUUGCAGAGCUGACUCUGUUGCUGAUGUAAGCACCGUGUGGUUCGUAGUACUCGUUUAGCUGUAAAUACUACUCUUGACAAGCUGUGGCCAAUAAUAUUAUGUUCCGUUGGAGGUUA
Molecule: messenger RNA, 1061 nt
Organism: Lolium perenne
Lineage: Eukaryota; Viridiplantae; Streptophyta; Magnoliopsida; Poales; Poaceae
Product: autophagy-related protein 101
Biological process (GO): autophagosome assembly; autophagy
Cellular component (GO): phagophore assembly site; Atg1/ULK1 kinase complex
Molecular function (GO): protein kinase binding
Source: RefSeq, a predicted model, not a curated record